CCGCAUCUCGCCCUGCCGUAUUGCACAGGGCUCCCCGCAGUUCCCGCCUGAUUGCCCAAAGAUUGGCCUUGGGCUGAAGCUGUCUCAGAUCCGCCGUGCCAUCUCCAUCGGCCAAGCUCUGUUCGCUGUCCUCCGAAUCAUCGGCCUGCCGACUUUGUGGUCCAGAUCAGCAGCAGUCCCUCCAGCGCCAUGUCCAAAUACCCGCUCGUCGAUCCGUACUCAAGCAACGAUCAGUAUCAUGCGACCCUGUUGGAUUCGCCUCUCCCCGCUCCGUUGUCCAGGCUGAAUGGGCCUCCCUCACAUCUGUCAAGCAACAAUCGAUAUGCCCCGUAUUCCACAUCCCGCAACCCUGGUCGAGACCGCCAAGAUCGAGACCGAGACCGAGACCAAGACCGGGACAGAGGUUGGGAUCGCGAUCGAGACAGGAAUCGAGAUAGGAAUCGAGACCAGGAUCGCGACCGUAAUCGAGACUACGACCGAUCGUCCUACCCCGGUAACUUGCCAUCGGGCCAUGACCGCCGCUACCCUGACGCAUCCUACCAAGACGCAUAUCAGGAGCGAAAGUACAGCGACCCAGCGCCGCGACCACUCUUUCGCGCCUAUGAUCGCGAGCAGUAUCUCAACAAGAACCUUGGAUGGAUCCUUGGCGGCCAGGGCCUCGCUUUGGAUGGUCACGGAUAUGCCAAGGUCUUCGUUGAAAAGAUCCAAGCUCCCAACUACGAUCUCUUUUGCGAUGCAGAUGUUGUCCAGCAGCUUUUGGAUGAGAAGAGCAAGCUGGGCCACGUUCAUAAUCAAGCACGACUCGUGGAUGCUCGCCGCAAGGCCAGCCCAUAUGUCCUCGGGUCCAAAUCGAGAUUCUGGCACCCAGGUGCCGUAGUUUUGGCCAAUCUGAACUACCUCGCCGAUGUGCUACAUGCGAAGUCGCACCCGUUCCGAUUUGUGGAUCUCAGCGCCGACUACGGCGGAUUCACAGAAUACAUCCUGUGGGAGCAGAGACGACGAAAUGGAUCAGUCCAUGGUUGGAAAAUGACGAGCAAUGUCGCGAAAGAAUCCGAGGCGCUUAGGUAUCUGGGAUCGCUCGAUUCUCUGAAUCUGACGCUGUGUCAAGGCGCCGAUCGCUCAGGAAGCUGUCUGAGCUAUGAAAACAUCGAAAGUCUCGUACAGCUCAUCAAUCCACACGAGCAGCCGAUCGAUCUUGUCGUCUCGGACCGGGAGGACCAUGUCAGGAGCAACAUGUCGAGCGAAGACCGAAUCAAGUUGCCGCUCCUGAGCCGUGUCCUUGCAAUGUUUCGCAUCUUGCGCGAAGGCGGCACAUUUGUCUGCAAGAUCUACAAUGCCUUCUUGCCUUUCACAUGCGAUCUGAUCUUCAUACUGCACCAAGCAUUCGAAAAAAUCACCAUUGUCAAGCCGACCGCUGGCACCCCGGAUGGGUCAGAGAGGUACCUGAUCUGCGUGAACCUGAAGCACGCCUUUCCGGCUGACCUGAUCUCGUACCUGGCUGAGGUACAGAGGGAUAUCCAGGUCCAGAACCGCCACGGGGAAGUCGAGUCGCUGCUGGAACGCUCCUUGGUGGAGAAGAACACCAAGUUCAUAGACUGGAUCCAGAGCACAAACAUGAAGAUUGCCGUGCGGCAGGCGCAGGCCAUCAAGGAUAUCCUCGAGUGCCUCAGACAACCCGAUUCUCUCGGCUAUCACCAUCAAGAAAUCCAGCACCUCUGUUACUCGGCGUGGGGGAUAAUCUGAGCAGCACUCAUGACACGCAUCAGGACGAGGCAAAGCGAGUGCAGGAUUGACGCCUUCCUGGCAGACCACCAACCACCCGGGUCAGCCAGCGAGCCAGCCGAGUUGAUGCAGCGACAGCGCGCAUCAGUCCGAAUGGAGAUCAUGAGAU
Messenger RNA from Polychytrium aggregatum, 1891 nucleotides. RefSeq names its product FtsJ-like methyltransferase-domain-containing protein. The transcript has 10 exons. The record is from RefSeq and is a predicted model, not a curated record. The coding region runs from base 190 to 1743 and encodes 517 amino acids. Gene Ontology annotation, biological process: 7-methylguanosine mRNA capping. NCBI's taxonomy places the organism in Eukaryota, Fungi, Chytridiomycota, Chytridiomycetes, Polychytriales. Gene Ontology annotation, cellular component: cytoplasm; nucleus. Gene Ontology annotation, molecular function: methyltransferase cap1 activity.